Molecule: messenger RNA, 1354 nt
Organism: Medicago truncatula (barrel medic)
Lineage: Eukaryota; Viridiplantae; Streptophyta; Magnoliopsida; Fabales; Fabaceae
Product: ras-related protein RABA5a
Exons: 5
Coding region: 471-1145 (224 amino acids)
Molecular function (GO): GTPase activity; GTP binding
Source: RefSeq, a predicted model, not a curated record
UGAUUGAUUCUCAUGAUCAUAAAAGUGAUGCCAUUAACUUUGUAAGAAAAAAAGAGAGGAGAGUAAACGAACGAAAUGCACUGAAAUAAUUAAUAGUGUAAUAAGUUUUUCCCUGAGGCGCAAAGAAACGUUGAAAUCACAUAGAACGGGUUUGAUAUUAUAAAGGGUCGAAGGGUAAGUUGGAGUUCAAAGGACUGAGGUUAAAACAAGGAGAAAAGUUGUUGAGGUAUUCUGAAAAGUUUGAUUCAUUUGGACAGAGGUCUGGAUGCUGAUGGUGGAUGCACUCUACUUUAGAAACACCCAACUGUUGCUUCAUAAGCUUUCUUUUGUAGUUUUUGCACUUGUGUUUCUGAUCCUUGUUCUCAUCUUAUCUGAUAUUCUAGUAUUGGAGAAAGCCAGAAUCCAUGAUGGCUGUUUAUUGUUGAUUUGUUUCUACCUACCGGAAAGUCAGUAACUCUUGGGACUCGCAGAUGGCAUUUAAUAAUGAAGAAGAGAAGACAGAGGAUUACCUUUUCAAAAUUGUCUUAAUUGGUGAUUCAGCUGUUGGGAAAUCAAAUUUACUCGCAAGAUUUGCCAGGGAUGAAUUUUAUCCUAAUUCAAAGUCAACUAUAGGAGUAGAGUUCCAAACUCAAAAAAUGGAAAUUAACGGAAAGGAAGUUAAAGCGCAGAUAUGGGACACAGCUGGGCAAGAGAGGUUCAGAGCUGUUACUUCUGCAUAUUAUAGGGGUGCAGUUGGAGCACUUCUGGUAUAUGACAUUAGCAGGCGUCAAACGUUUGAUAGCAUUGGUCGAUGGCUUAACGAACUUCACACUCACUCUGAUAUGAACGUUGUGACAAUACUUGUUGGGAACAAGUCAGAUCUUAAGGAUGCGAGGGAGGUACCUACGACAGAAGGCAAGGCGUUAGCUGAGGCACAAGGUUUGUUCUUUAUGGAGACAUCAGCACUUGAUUCAUCAAAUGUAGUUGCUGCUUUUCAAACAGUUGUAAAAGAAAUCUACAACAUAUUAAGCCGGAAGGUUAUGAUGUCUCAAGAGCUCAAGAAAGACGAUGCUUCCUGGAUUGAAAAUGGAAAGACUGUUGUUCUACAACAAGAAGGGAAUCAAUCAGCAGAAGGGGAGACAAAAAAGGGUUGUUGUUCGAAAUAGGUUUGAUAGUAUAGUGACUCCAAAAUUAUGUUGUUAUUAUAAGUUAUUCAACCAAACUUGAAAAUGCUGCUAGGUUAUUCAAGAUUGAUCUUAAUGUUUGCUCAAAGGAAUUUUGGAGUAGAAAUUGUGGAUGCACUUCAUAAUUAAAAGGAUCGAAAACAAAAAUGUAGCGCUGCAGUUCCAUUAGUUGAACACCUGCAAAAAGUUAA